This is a messenger RNA of Seminavis robusta, 8625 nucleotides long. Lineage: Eukaryota; Bacillariophyta; Bacillariophyceae; Naviculales; Naviculaceae. The record is from the annotation of a GenBank genome assembly.
AUGGCCAGUUACUAUAAUCCACCGUCUGGAUCCUGGAGUGGUUCGAGUGUGAACGGGCCGCAUGCAAUCCUGUCGGAUAGCAGUAGCACUUUGGAGGGUCAAAAGACGACGAGACACUUUCGAAAGCUGGGCAAUGGCAAACUAUUGGUUCCUUCUGGAUCAGCAUCAACUCCUCCUCAGACCAUGACGAAAACUCAUCCUAUGCAAUCGGUUGCCAUAGAAGAAGGCCAAUGGAGAGGACUCAUGACCGUUCCCAGGGCUGUCAGUCAAGAUGAAAUGGAUUCACCAGACAAGUCGGCCAGCAAGACUUCCAUUGACUUCAGCACCAGUCCUUCCACCAUUGCCAGUGCCAGCAGUGUACAACAUCAUCAAGAGAUUCAAGAACAGCAGGAACUAGGAGGAGACGCGUCUUCCGUGGCAACCUCCAAUUUCUCGUCACCCUUGGAUCGAUACCGGGUCGACGAAGAUGACGGGGAUGCCAACAGAACGGCCUACUUUUCCGCUGGAGUGGGCGGGGAAGCAGAGACACCAUUGCCGAGUCAUCAUCAGACACCUGCGCGAUACCUGCACAACGACAAUCCACUCAUGGAAACUUCCAUGGCAAUUUCCUUGUCCCCACAGUCACCCUUUGUGGAUGGCUCCUUAUUGUCCAGAGUACCAAACGAGGACGAACUGGACAAUCACGAGAAGUUGAGCUUGAUUGCCGAAGAUGAGGCGAACUUUCAUAACAUGGCGGCACCUUCCGAGGCGGACUCGUUGUCAUUGACCAUGCAGUCCGAAAACAACUAUGAAGAUGAUCUACGCGACUUGGAGGCAUUGGAAGAAGAAUUUGCCAAGGAUUUAAAGGAUGUACUGGGGGAUAUUGACAAAAUUGGAGAAUCCGAUGAUGUCCACCAAUCAAAUCCUGGAUCACAACAACAGAAACAAAGCACCACGGAUGCUUCCAGUUCUCUGAAAUUGGGAAGCCUCCUAGAGGCAACAUCUUUGGGAUCGCAGUCUCGUUUUGUCUUUCAAAACAACAACAACAACGACACUGCUGAGGGAUCGACAAUGCCAAGUUCAUUGAACCUGUCAUCGUCUACACAAGGGUCACGCAGCAAUGUACCAAAUCAAGAUAUCUUUGUUUCCAAAGGCCCUUCCGGCAGCCCUUCUGUUCGUGCCUUGUCUUGGUCUUUGGCAGCAGGACCAGUUGCGGGAGGUACUGCGUCUUCUUUGAAAAGCCGGAGCCACGACGAGAUUUUUUCGGCCGUGGCUCAUACCGUGUCAAGCUCCCAAGAUGCUGUCAUCAACUACCCGAAUAGGAAUGAUCAAGACGCGACACCACGAUGGAGAAACACCAGCAUUCUGAGUCCCCCGGAUUCCGAUGAAAGCGAGAAGGAAGAGACAGAACGGUACAACAUGGAAGAAGAAACCACCGAUCUGUUUGGUUUGGUUCCAAAAGACUUGGAGUUGUCUGGUUCUCUCGACGCUCCCACGUCGCAACCUCAGGUAGAUGCCUCUGACAACAGUCAACAACAACAAUCGCAACAUGACAAUUCAUCCGCUAGUCCCACACUGGCUGCCUUGCACGCAAAGUCGCAUGCUGCAGUUAAGGGGAACUUGGAUUUGGAGGCUGUUUCGUCGAGUUCUACUGUGGAUAAGGGACCAGUGAAUCUCAACGAGAACGAGGGCGAUGUCUCGGAAACACCAACGACGACCCCGAGCAAGUCCAAUCGCCGACUCGUCACAAAAGUCUUUGCCGUGCAAGAUACCUUGGGCGCUACCAAGAAGUCGAUUUCACCGACGGCUCGUAUCGAAGAAUUGGAAGCUCAGUUGGAAGGUGCCAGACAGGUGAUGCGGGAGCAGAAAGAGUACUACGAAGAUGAGCUGGCCAAGUUCCAUGAAUUCACACUCCCUCUGCAGCCACAAUCUCCGUUUGAUCCAGUCAACCUCAAAAAGCACAGUCCCGAAACGCAACAGCGCAAGUUGCUGGAGAGAAAUGAAACAGCAAUAAAGGAGAUUAGGUUCGCAGAGGUGACAUGUGUCGAACUUUCACAAAAGAAUCAACAGUUAGAAGGUGAACUGGAACGAAGAGAAAGCGCUCUGGAAAAGAUGAAGAAAGAAAUCGACGAAUUGAAGGACACCAACUUGCAGGGGGCUAGCAAUCUCGCUGCACAACUCGAAAAGGCAACUGUUGACAAGCUAGGCUUAGAGCGACAGCUUCACGCAGCCUAUGACAAGAUGGAAUCCAUGAAGAAUCAGCACAACUCUGACUUGGAAACUGUGCAGAUGUCGGUAGCCAGCCAGAAAGAAGGCAUCAUUUCGGAGCUUCGAGAGCAGCUCAAAUCCAUGUCCAGCGCGAGCGCACGGAAGGAACAGGCGUUGGAACUGCAGCGCCAGGAACUGCAAGGGAUGGCUUCGGACCGUUCCAACCUUUACAAUCAAAUCAAACAUCUCAAUGAUCAUCAAGCCACCAGGCCAUCCUACGAUCGUGAUGAAAUGAGGAGCAAGAAUAUCCAGUUGUCCAACGAAGUAAAUGAAGCCAAGCGUGGCCUGCAGUCGACCCAAACCGAACUGGCCAGAGCACGCGCAGAAACGCCCACCUUGUUGGCGCAAGUAGAAGAGCUGGGGGUCUACAAAACAAGAUGCUCUGCUAUGGCUGAAGAACUCGAGCGGCUGAACGAAAAAGUCAAGGAGUUGGAGUUGGCUGGGACUAUUGAAAACGCAAACCAUGACCUGUCAUCUGUCGAGAAGGAACUAGAGGAGUUGACCAAUGAGAGGGACAGUCUCAGUGACCGGGCGGCGCAACUGGCAAAUGACAUUGAGGAAGCAAACAAAGCUUUGCUGUCCGCACAAGUAGAUCGCGACAUGUUCUCUGGAAAAGUAACGAAGCUUUCUGAUGAUGUCGAACAAUCCAACCGCGCCUUGCUGGUGAUGGAACAAAAACUCAACGAUGCGACCAUGCAGAGAGACGAAUUUAGAAAGCAAGCAGAUGAACUCACCGCUACCGUGCAGGAGGCUCGGUAUAGCUUGAAAGUAAACCAACAGGAAAUCAAAAACAUUGUCAAGGAACGAGACGACCUUCGCGGUGAAGGCAAGGAACUGGCGGCAGAUCUGGAGCAAGCACAUUCUCAAUUGCACAGAGCUCAGCAACAACUAAGGGAAGUUGUUCGCGAACGAGACCAAAUCAAUGCAAACUCGCAGAACAUGUCAGCAUCUGUGGAGAGAGCACAAGCUGAGCUGAAGAGAAUGCAACAAGAAUCAAUGCUUUUGGCUAGCCAAAGGGAUUCUUUAAAUGGCCAGUCCCAGAAGUUAUCAGGGGCUCUCAACAAAGCUCAACAUGCCGUCCAGGCAACCCGAGAAGAACUCAGGGAUAUGGCGCGUGAAAGGGAUGCACUUCGCAGUCAAACAGCGGAAUCAUCAAAUGCCGCCGAAGAAGCUCAACUUGAGCUACAGAGAAGUCAACGGGAUGUGAGGGAAUUGAUUCGUGCAAGGGAUGGAAUUGCAGCCCAAGCCAAGCAAUUAGAGACAUCAUUGGAGAAAACCAACCAUGCACUGAUUAUGAGUGAACGGGAGGUCCAGGAGCUGACACGAGAGAGGGCUGUGCUCGAGCAGAAGUCGUCCAAGCUAUCAUCUGAAAUAGAAGAGGCAAACAGUGCUCUUCUGAAGAACCAAAAUGCCGCCGAGUCUGCGACCCACGACCUGGAGCUUCUUCGAAAGGAUGCUACAGCAACGACCUGGCGGCUGAACGAAGCCGAACGAGAGCUGAAAGACCAAUCGGCCACUAUUGUACAGCUGCAGCAGCAAGUCGAGAAAUGGAAAUCGCACGCUGAGCAGAAGGGGCCCGGAGCUCUUCCGAAAGAUCUUCUCCACCAAGUCAAAAAGGCAGAACACAAAUUUUGGAGAGACGAAUCCGAGUUCUUCAUCAGAAUUGAAAAGACAGUAGCUCAGUUGCACUCUGGUAUGCUUUCAGCUGGCACGAAGCCCAUUCUACGUUCGAAGAAGAAAAGCAGCGUCAACCCAGCCCUCCUGUCACAAAUAUUGGCCUCGUCUUCUUCUCAGACUUUGAGUCCUCAGGUGAUAUCCACCCUUCAAGUGAUCCAGAAGUUUGUGCAACAACAACUCUCGAUGAUGGACCAAAAGGUGGCAAAUGUAGUCUCAGAGUACGCGGAUCGACUUGUCAAGGUUCAGUCAACUGUAGAGUACAUCCGUUCGUCGUUGGAAUUCGAUUCAGACGAUGGGUCUGUGUCACAAUCGGGAACCAGGGAAACGGAUGUCCUAGACGCCACGUUUGCUGCGGUCACUUCCAUUCCCGAUCAGCAAGUGGAACUGAUGGAAGGGGGUCAAAUGUCAGAUGACGAGGAAGGAGGGCACAUGACUUCGACCAAGCUAGACCCCAUCGCUGAAUCUCCAGCUCGUGAGACGAUCCUCGAUCUGUCGAAAAUCGAAGCUGUCUCUCCGUUCUACUCUAGUGAUCUUACAUUUUCAAUGGACAGCGACAUGGACGGCAGAGAUGAGCCCAAAGAUGACCAGACAGCAGGCAGUUCCGGCCCAGAAGCUCCUCCUGAAAUUCAACAAAAAAUGCGCCUUGAUGACGUCCAAAGAAACGUGUUUGGUACUGCCGUCGAGGCUGAAGCAACAAAAAACGCCGGCCUUUUGGGUACUGUGUCACAAUUACAGCGUGACCUGGCUCAGCAUCAGGAAAGGUUUCGUAGUUUCAUGCAACUUCAGGAGACGAAAUUGAAACAGCUCGAAGCAGAAUCUGGGGCUCCUCGGUCAGUUGAUAGAAUGACCAAGCUCAUGAUGGAACGAGAUGCUCUCUCUGCGAAUUUGUCUCAGGCAGCGCUGGGUUUGGAAACUUCCAAAGCUGAAAACGAGGCGAAUCGAACUCAAAUAGCGACGAUGAAAAAAGAGAUCAGCGACCUUGAGUAUCGCCUUGUUCGCAACGCUUCAAGUAGCAGGACCAAUGCCUUUUCCAGUAGGACCAACUCAUUCCAAGAGAGGCUCGAGGAAGCAUCCAACGAGCAAUCAUCGAGUGAUAUCACGAGCGAGUAUCAGCACCUUCGCGCUGAAUUGGCAGACGUUGCAAGGGUCGAACAGGCACAAAGAGUCAAAAUUGAGAGGCUAAAGGAGAUGCGGGCUGAGGCGGAGAAAGCAAACGGGCGUUUGAAGGAAAGCUUUGUUAGGUCCAACGAUAAGCUUGCCGAACUCGCCGAGAAGCACGAACUUGUUACCGAGGAACUGGAUGCGAUGAAACAGACUGAAUCACAGUUGCGCGAAGAAGUCUCGCGGCUUGCCAAGGAAGCACAGGAAAGGGUCAAGCAAGUCGCAAGCCACGAUUCCGAAAAGCAGUUCUUGGAGCAGCGUCUUGGGCAAGCAGAACAAGAAAAGGCCUCCCUGGACGAGAGGUAUCAACAGGCAGUCAAGUCACUUGAGGAGACCAAGAGGGAGCGAGAAGAAUUGCAAAGGAAAUACGAUUCUACCAUCUUGGACUUCCAGCAGUCACAAGCCACUGCGGAACAAGCCGAAGAGGCGACUCACCGAAUUGAGGCGUUGGAGAAAGAGCUCGCAGACCUUCGGAAACAAAAGGAGGUCGGUGACGAAGCAAUGCAUAAGCUCAAGUUGUCUUACGCUGCAUCCAGCAACAAACUAGCCGAGUUGCAUCAGGAAAGAGACGAGCUCGAGCAAAAAGCCAACUCUGCGGCUGAGGAAUGCAAUAAGUUGAAGGAGACAUUACAGACGAUAUAUCGUGCGCGGGACUCGGAGAUUGAAGAAACAAAGAUCCUUGAAGCAAACAUUGCUGCUGCAAAUGAGGAAAUGGAGACUCUGAAAACCCAGGUGCUUGGGCAAGGUCGUGAGCUGGUCGUGGCCAAAGAGAAGAUCGCGUCGCUGGAAGGAGGCCUCUCAGCAGCGAGAACAUCCAACGAAAGCGACCUUGAGAGAAUCAAACGAAUGGAGCAAGAACUUCAAUCGACCCUCUCUGCUUGCGACGACAAAGUCGCCACGCUUGAAAGCCAACUGUCAGUGGCUACUUCAAAACGAGAAAGGGACAACAAAGAGAUUGAUCGUCUUGAGCGCGAGCUUCAGUCUGCUCAAGCCUCUCACGAGAAGUUGAAGUUGACUUAUGUGGCCUUGAAUGAAAAGCUCGCUAGUACCACUGAGCAACUCGAUGGAAUGAAUGCAUUGGCCAGCGAGAAAGAGAUCGUCGAGCAACAGUUGGCACAAGCACAAGCGGAUCUGAAAAGCAACCGCGAAGAAAUGCAAAAACGAGUUGAUGCCGUCGAGCUGGAACUACAAGAUACCAAGAAUCAUCUCGAGACGGGCGUCAAGGAAUCAGAUCUUGCUCUGAAGGAAGCUCGUGACGAGGUGACGAUGCUUCGUUCACAAGAGGAAACCACAAGGUCAGAGAAUGUGCGGCUUCAAGACUGUCUGCACGAGACCGAAGUUUCGUUGGAAGACUUGACAUUGAAGUUUAUCGAAAGCAACAAUAAGCUUGCAGAAAUGUCGUCCGAGAAUGAGGAAAUCGCCAAUCAGCUGGUCCUGUCUAGGCAAGCUGAGGAGACGCUGCAACAGGAGAAAACUUCAAUUGAGAAUGAUCUCCUGUCAUUGAAAGAAACAGAGGCAUCCAUUCUGCAAGAUAAGGCAACUGCGUUAGGGGAACGGGAUGAAGCUUUGAAACAACUCAAAUCGCUUAAAGAAGCAGAAAUGCACCUGCAACGAGAGGUCGAAGAGGCAACGCGGUGGGCAGAAGAGACCCAGUUCGAAGCCACUGCGGUUGCAAAAGAGAGAGACAGCGCAACAAACCACCUCCACGCCGUGAAACAAGAGCUUUAUGCGGCCCAAGAAAGCGAGGAGGGAUUGCUGAGCGAGGCGGAGAAACUGAUCAGGGAGAAGGACGAGUUGGUCUCCAACCUGGAAGGGACUGAAAGUAAACUUCAAGAAGCACUCGACUCCCUGGACCAAGCGCAUUCGCGGGAGCAAAAGCUCAGUCAGGAUAUUGCUGUAAUGACUCGCAAAAACGAAGCCGCUGAGGCCGAGGCCACGGAAAACCGUGACGCUGCUGAGGCCCUUGGUCAACUCUCGGAAGAACGAGAUGCCAUGCGUGACUCCAUUGAUAUUACAAAGCAGAGACUGGAAGAGAUUACCCGUCAGAUGGGAAGCGAGUUGAAAGAGACGCAAACGAAGCUGUUGACAAGUCUUGAGGAGGGUCAGAAGUUAUGUGAUGAGCUUGCCCGCACAGCACAGCAUAGAGAUGACUUGGAAGGAGAAGUCGAGGCUCUGAAACAAAGGCUGGGUGAGGUGUCGUCUGAAUUGGAAGUUGUUCGGGAAGAAAGCGAGAAGGCUCGAGAGGAGCUCUUGGAAACCACUCAAAUCAACGAUUCGUAUGAAGCGGAAGUAGAGAAACUCCAACAACGGUUGGAUGAAAUCACAGCAGAAUUGGGCUUGGAUCUGAAAUCCUCUCUGAACAAACUGCAGCAGGCAACCGAAGAAAACCAGCAGCUGCGUGACCAGGUUGCACAAAUGAUGCAACAACAGAACAGCCGCCAGGCUGAAGUUGACUUUCUCGCAACGAAUCAAAGAGAGACGGAUGAAGCCAUGGAAAAGCUGAAACUGUCUUAUGUAGAGUGCAACGAGAAGCUGGCCAAUGUCACAGAACGAAAUGCAACGAGCCAAGCAACAAUAGAGGAUCUAAAGGCCGCUUGCUCCGCAGCCGAUUCGCUGUCGAAGAGCACCGAAGGUCGCCUCCAGAGUUGUAUGGAUGAGCUCGCAGCCACCCGUCAAGAUAGAGACGGGUUGGAGCUUGAAUAUUGCAAGUGCCGAGACCAGCUCCAGUCUGUGUGGAAAAAACAUAAUGAGUACAGGCAAUCUGCGGUUCAACUUGACAGGGAUCGAGUGAAUACCAUCAACCAGAUUAAAACUGACAAAGACGAAGCAAUCGACUCGGCACAAAAGGAGCUGUCUCAGCUGCGUUCAGUUGAAAUGGAACUGAGAUCAUCUCUAGAGUAUGAGAAGCAUAAUGCCCAAGAUCUCCUUUCCCAACUUCACCAAGUCCGAGUCGAGUUGGAAGAGGCCAGACGGGCCGAGUCUGACCAUGAAAGAAUCGAAGAAAAGCUGAAGGAUACAGAAAUGACUCUUUUAGAGUGCUCCAGUAAGCUUGCUGAUGAAAUGCAGAAUUCCCAAGAUCUUUUAUCGCAAGUCGACCACGUACGAGUUGAACUGGAAGAGGCUAGACGGGCAGGGUCUGAGGUCGAAGCAGAUGUAUUGAAUCUUCACCAGCAUCUUGGUGCGAAAGAGGACGAAGUCACUAAGCUCAAGAAAAAGAAAGACAUUUGGGAAGAUCGCUGUUUUAAGCUCAGGGAGUACCUGCGCAAGCUUGUUGCAAAGUGUGAGGAGUGGGAGCAAUGCCAUGCCCAACAAAACAAGCUACUGGAAGUUCUAGAGGAACGGCAUCGGCAGACGACUGCGAGGGCAAACCAGCUUGCCAGGAGUUAUGCUACGCUAAACCAAGAAAUGAAAGCCAGGGUUGAUCCACGAGACUCAAGCAGCAGUGAUUGUUCUGUUCAUGAUCAGAUUGAGACCGAGUUGUAUACGAUAGCUUCGGAGAUGAAAAAUGUGAGCUGGACCUCGGGUAUCGGGGCAGAAUGA